Molecule: messenger RNA, 647 nt
Organism: Sinocyclocheilus grahami
Lineage: Eukaryota; Metazoa; Chordata; Actinopteri; Cypriniformes; Cyprinidae
Product: protein FAM180A-like
Exons: 3
Coding region: 1-477 (158 amino acids)
Source: RefSeq, a predicted model, not a curated record
AUGGCCCGAGUCUCUGACCUCAGCAGACCUCUGUUCCCAUCAGCCUUCAGAGUGAAGCGAGGGACGCCAGCGCUGCUCAACCCCACGUUUCAGAAAUCAGCGGAGGACGCCAGCCUUCUGUACGAGGUGUUGUGGUCGGGAGGGUACAUGGACGCGGUGAACGGGAUGCUCCACAUAUCCGAUCAGGAGCUGGCGUCCAUGCGGAAGCUAGAGCUUCUGGAGGUGCUGUGUGAGGACGUGCUUCCCAGAAGCCUCUCGGAGAUCCAGCGGCUCAGUGCUCAGCUGGAGCUGCACCGCGGAUCGCUGCGGAUGGACGACUUUGAGCGCACGGUCCUCACGAUGGUGUUUACGGCUCAACAGCUCCAACAUACCAGCCCCGGCCACCAGAGAGAGCUGUGGGUGAAUGCACUCCUACGACUCUAUAAAGCCAUCAAAGGAGACCUGCGGCCGGAGUCGAGUAAAGCUACAAAUGCCUGACUCUGAGAGAAGCAUCUCAUGUAUCAGUCUACUGCAGUGCUUCUCAGCCAGGGGCUGCAGGACUGUCCCAGCUAACAGGGAACGUUCUGGCAAGCUUCUCUCAAAGUUAUGAACAAAUGUUCUUCCAGCAGCAUUAAUAGAGCAUUUGUUCAAAGUGAUCUGGUCUUUAA